AUGUGGUAUCCUUGGUUCAAGCGGCGACAGACGCUGCACGAGCUGCUAGUAACGCUGUGGUGGCUCUACACGACCAACAAGCUAAUAGAUCUGGCAAAGUGGCAGGAUUUCAAUGUGAGUUUCAAGGCUUGGCUGUUCUACGGCAACAAGCACUUCGAGACGGAAAGCCCCUCCGUCUUCUUCGACAAGUUAGCAACAGGAAUGGGUUUGAGGUUUGGCGACAACUAUGCCAGCUGUUCAUGCCAGGACUCGAAGCCGUGCAAUUUCAAUUUAGCUGCCUUGAUGGGUGUUCCGAGUUUCACUACAAAAGACAGAACCUUGCUGGACCAGGUGUUGGGCCUAGAACGCAUGCGUGCAGAAUAUAUUCCAGAUGACAUCAUGCUUUCAGUGCUUGUGCGUGCGCUGCCAAAGGCAAUUCAACCGCAUGUGCAAUUGCAGCUGAAUGAGACGUCAACCUAUGACCAAGUGAGAGCAAUGCUGGUGAGCUAUGACGCGCUACAACUUCAUGGUCCCCAGGUAGUGGCGAUGCAGCUAUGCCUAGUGUUGCUCCACGAGCAGCCCAUACAAAUGGGUUUUAAUGGGACAACCUCCAAAAGCUUGAUGCGAGUGCUACUCACCAAUGCCUUGAGCAGCACGAUGGCUAUGGGAAUGCCUGCUGACCCUUUGACUUCUAGCUCUUCGAGCACUUCAGGGCCCUUUGGCAUGGUGAUGGCGUUCCUCCUGACCAUCAUUUGCUUGUUUGGUGGCUUUUUGGUGGUGACAGCUCAUUUUGGUGCUGCACUUCAAGGACGUCUUCAAACCUUGCGCAUGGAUGUUGCCCUGAGAAAAGUUCUCUCGAUGCUGAAGGCAUACCGAAGGGAGCAUGGCUUGGAUGAGAUAGCUGAAGAGGAAGUGCCAACGACAGAUGAAGUGGAUGAAUCAGAAGUUGAGGAUAGAAAUGAGACCUAUCAACAAAAGGUUGAAAGGUAUCAGAACUCUGGAAUGGAUGAAGUUUCAGAUGACGAGCUAUGGCGCAUGGUUCACCAUGGAGCUCUAGAUGAGGAAGACACUGCAGCCUUCAAUCGAAGAUAUACCGAUACGCACUUGGAGAACAUCAUGAGAGAGACCAAUAGGAUCCUGGCUGCCCGCAUGCAAAUGCUGAGAGCUGAAUAUGAAGCAGCAGCCGUGCGCAACGACCAGCUGUCCAUGGAUGCCAUUGAGAAUGAGAUGACAGAGUGCACUCAUUAUUCGAUUUAG
Cladocopium goreaui is the source of this 1236-nucleotide messenger RNA. Lineage: Eukaryota; Dinophyceae; Suessiales; Symbiodiniaceae. The record is from the annotation of a GenBank genome assembly.